Molecule: messenger RNA, 729 nt
Organism: Pestalotiopsis fici W106-1
Lineage: Eukaryota; Fungi; Ascomycota; Sordariomycetes; Amphisphaeriales; Sporocadaceae
Exons: 2
Coding region: 1-729 (242 amino acids)
Source: RefSeq, a predicted model, not a curated record
AUGAAUAAUCGUUACAUUCAACGGCUCCUUCAUCAUCACAUCUACGAUGCUGACAGCUCGCCCCUGCUCAUUGAGAUUGAGCUACUCCUCCUGACCUUUGCCACCGGCAUCCAGGACGCGGCCGCCUACCCCGAUUAUCAAUGCUUUGCAUCGAACCAGACCGGCAACACCAUCUUCCUCGCGGUGGCAGUGGCAAGAAUCGGAGAUGGACUGUUUGACGUCAAGAAUAUCGGCGUCUCCCUGGGGUGUUUUCUGGCCGGCUCCUAUGUCAUGGGACAGCUGGGAAACUUGAUAGGGCCCCGACGGAGAGUAUGGUUACUCCUCACCAAUUUCAUACAAGUCAUCAUGGUCUUUGUGGCAGCGGGAGUGCAGUGGAAAGCUGGUGUUGAUCAUUCUGGUCCCAUUACGCUCGCUAUUCUAUUUCUUCUUUCCUUUUCCUCGGGCGCCCAAGUGGCCAUGACGAGGCCGUUGAAGAUUACACAGAUUACUACGGCCAUGGCGACUGCAGCGUUUGUCGACCUGUUGGUAGAUCCGCAUGUGCACAAGCUCCACAAUAGGGCACGCAACCGGAGACUUCUCUUCCUCUUGUGCUUGGCUUUGGGAGCCAUGGUUGGGGCUUUUAUCUACUCUUACCGCGGCUCAGCAGCUACACUGCUUGCUUGCGCCGUUAGCAAAACCGUUGUAAUGAUCUUGUUCUAUUUCAACGAUGGCGAAAUGGAGGAAAAGUGA